This is a messenger RNA of Exophiala oligosperma, 1584 nucleotides long. RefSeq lists its product as uncharacterized. The coding region runs from base 1 to 1584 and encodes 527 amino acids. The transcript is spliced from 2 exons. Gene Ontology annotation, biological process: transmembrane transport. The record is from RefSeq and is a predicted model, not a curated record. Lineage: Eukaryota; Fungi; Ascomycota; Eurotiomycetes; Chaetothyriales; Herpotrichiellaceae. Gene Ontology annotation, cellular component: membrane. Gene Ontology annotation, molecular function: transmembrane transporter activity.
AUGGGUGAUCAUCAUGGCCUGCCAGAUAACAUUUCAAAAACCAUGUCCAACGAUGAUCUAGACAAGCCACAAGCUGUGACUGUCGAGUUACAGCGAGAUGCCCCGGCCUACAUCAAGUCUCUCAGCCCUGAGGACCGGGCGGCCAGAGAGAAGGCUCUCGUCCGCAAGAUCGACCUUCGUCUCAUCCCCACCAUCGUCGUCAUCUACAUCCUGAACUACCUGGACCGAAACAACAUCGCCGCCGCCCGUCUCGCGGGCCUCGAAGAUGACCUCAAGCUCCACGGCACGCAGUACCAGACCGCGGUGUCGAUCUUGUUCGUGGGUUAUCUCCUGAUGCAGGUCCCGUCCAAUCUAUUCAUGAACAAGUUUGGAAAACCGUCCAUCUAUCUGUCCACGGCGAUGGUCAUCUGGGGUGCGAUAUCGAUGGCCACGGCCGGCGUACAGAACUUUGGGGGUCUCAUCGCGGUUCGAUUCUUCCUCGGUUUCGUCGAGGCCGUCUACUUCCCCGGCUGCGUCUUCUUUCUCAGCUCUUGGUACACUCGUAAAGAGUUGGGAUUCCGGACCGCCAUGCUCUACUCCGGAUCUCUCCUGUCCGGUGCGUUCUCCGGCUUGAUCGCCGCCGGCAUCACGGACGGAAUGGAUGGUCUGCACGGCUUGAGAGCUUGGAGAUGGCUCUUCAUCGUCGAGGGAGGCGUCACCAUCGGCGUCGCCCUAGGUGCAUAUUUUAUCCUACCCGACUUCCCCAGUACGACGGCUUGGUUGAGCGAUGACGAAAAAACUUUGGCCAUCUGGAGACUCCAAGAAGAUAUUGGAGAAGAGGACCGUACCGAGGAUGGACAGGACUCCUUGCUCUACGGAGCCAAGUUGGCAUUCCAAGACAUCAAGAUGUGGAUUCUGAUGGUGAUCCUUUUCUGCAUCGUCUUUUCCGGAUCCGUGACGAACUUUUUUCCGACAGUCGUUGAGACCCUCGGGUACUCCAAGAUCAACUCUCUGCUUCUCACCUGUCCACCCUACGUUUUGGGGGUCAUCACCGCUUUCGUCAACGCCUGGCACGCCGACCGGACUGGGGAACGGUACUUCCACGUCACCACGCCGCUCUACUUUGCCAUCCUGGCCUUCAUCCUGGCGGCCGCCACCACCGCCACGGCCCCGAGAUACGUCGCCAUGAUGUUGAUGAUCCCGGGAGUCUACACGGGCUACGUCGUCUGUCUGGGUUGGAUCUCCAACACGCUCCCUCGACCGGCACCGAAACGUGCCGCGGCCAUCGCGGCGAUCAACGCCGUUUCCAACACCAGCAGCAUCUUUGCGAGUUACAUGUUCCCGGCAUCGGCGGCUCCACGCUACGUCGUGGCCAUGUCCAUAUGCUGCGCCAUGGCCGGGACCGCCAUCAUCUUUGCCACCAUCCUCCGCUUCAUCUUGGUUAGGCUGAACCAGAAGCUCGACCGAGGUGAGUUUGUCGAAGGGGCCAUCAACGCGUCCUCUGCAUCCACAGGAGGCGGCGGCGAAAGGAGAACGAGUGUACUCGCAAGCGGCGGCGCCGUCCCAACUGAGGCGGCCACCAAGGGUUUCAGAUUCCUGGUAUAG